Molecule: messenger RNA, 1682 nt
Organism: Amyelois transitella
Lineage: Eukaryota; Metazoa; Arthropoda; Insecta; Lepidoptera; Pyralidae
Product: glutathione hydrolase 6
Exons: 10
Coding region: 233-1612 (459 amino acids)
Biological process (GO): glutathione catabolic process
Cellular component (GO): plasma membrane
Molecular function (GO): glutathione gamma-glutamate hydrolase
Source: RefSeq, a predicted model, not a curated record
GCCGUCCCGCGCCGCGCCGCUAUACUACAGUUACCCGACGACGCUCGCCGCGUAACCCGUGCCACUUUACUACAAAUAAACAGACAGACAAACAUAAACAAAAGUUGAAACCGGUUCCAUACAACGUGUUAAGAAGUCCUUAUCAUCUGGCAGACUUCAUCACACAUCAAACAUAACAGAUGCUGUUUCCAUUGGUAAAGUGAGCUAAGUUUGGGAGUCAGCGCUCGCAGUCAUGGGCGAUCACGGGGACUCCGCCCCGGCAGGUGUGGUGGAGCUGCGAGAGGACGUGCCGCUGAAGGCGGGCGCGGGGGGCGGCGCGUGGUGCGCGGGGGGGCCCCGCCUCAUCGCCCUCAGCUUCGCGGUGCUCUCCGCCGCCAUCACGCUGGCGCUGCUCGCCCAGAUCUACUCCGGCGAUUAUGAGCUGGUCCCGCACGGCGUGGUGUCGUCGUCGGCGGCGGAGUGCUCGCGCGCGGGCACGGACGCGCUGAAGGCGGGCGGGCGCGCGCUGGACGCCGCCGCCGCCGCCGCGCUCUGCCUCGCCGUCGUCGCGCCGCACCGCACCUCGCUCGACGCGGGCGGGUCCAUGCUGUACUGGGAGUACCGCAAGUCCCGGUCCCAGCUGCCGUCGCUGGCGGAGUGGGGCGGCGCGGGGGGGCCGGGGGACGGGGGCGGGGGGCGGCCCCCGCGGCUGCUGGUAGCGCUCGCCGCCUUGCACGCGCAAGCAGGCGCCCUUCCCUGGCGGGACGUGGUAAAGCCUGCGUUGUUACUGGCCAGGAAAGGGUUCGUGGUAUCAGCGGGGCUGGCGGCGGCGGAGCGCGCGGCGGGCGUGCCGAGCGCGGCGGCCGGCGCGCGGUACAAUGCGCCGGCGCUGGCUGACUAUUUGCAGGCGAUACAGAACAAGACCAGCAAAGAGUUGAGUGAGGAGUGGCGGGCGUGGAACGGCAACAUAUCGUUCGUGGCCGGCGGCGCGCGCUGGUCCGAGGCGGGCGGGCGGCGCGUGUGGGCCGGCGGCGCGCGCGCAGCGCUGGCGGUGGACGCCAUCACCGCCGCGCUGCAGGCUGCUGACCAGGACGACGCUGUUCACAGGGCGGUGGACGUGUUGCGGUCCGCGCGGCCGGCGGCGGCGGGCGGCGCGGCGGGCGGCGCGGCCAGCGGGCUCGCCGUCGUCGACAGCUCCGACACCUAUCUCGCGCUCGUCACCGGCACUUCUGUACCAUUCGGCUCGGGGCCGCUGGUGGCAGGCGGCUGGCGCCAGGACCAGCCGGCGCGGCCGCUGGACCUCGCGCCGGCGCUCAUCGCCGACGCCCGGCUCUGCGGCACACGAUACGUAGUGGGUGCCGAAUCGUCGGCGGCGCUGGUCCAGGUGGCGGCGGCGCUCGUCGCCGGCGGGGGGGGUCCGCGCGGCGUGGAGCUCAGCGUGGAGCGCGCGCGGCUGGCGCUGGCGGCCGACGGCGGCGUGCUGCCGGAGCCGGGCGCGCCGCCGCCCGCGCCGCCCGCCGCGCCGCUCAACGCCACGCCGCCCUUCGCCGCCGUCAACGUGGUGCAGCAACGCGGCGACGCGCUGCUCUCGUGGGCCGACAGCCGCGGCGGGGGACUAGCCUCCAGGUUUUAGAUUCAGAUGCUUAGCUUAACAGAACAGCAAUAAAUAAAUCACAAGAACAAAAUUGUAAUUAAGUAUUUAU